Molecule: messenger RNA, 736 nt
Organism: Myzus persicae (green peach aphid)
Lineage: Eukaryota; Metazoa; Arthropoda; Insecta; Hemiptera; Aphididae
Exons: 4
Coding region: 98-736 (212 amino acids)
Source: RefSeq, a predicted model, not a curated record
UAUUUCAAUUGUAUUGCUAGUAAGUGUGGAAUUGAAGUUAUUGGGACCACUCUUUUCCAUAACAUGGCGAUUUUUUUUCGAUAAUGAAUUAUCAAAUAUGUUGGAGAAAUUUAUAGACAUACUUGAUGUAUUGAAACAGUUUAACAGUGAAGUCAUACUUAAAACGAAAAUAUUUUGGAUUUUCAUUACUGGUGUACUAGUGCAUUUUAUGAUGUACAUCACAUCACUAAUGGGUUAUUAUAUGGCCACUCCCGACUAUUCUGCUUUGAAAUGGGUUAUAUGGUCAUGUCAUUUUAUAUAUAACCGCUGCAUGUUUUACGAAUACAUGUUUUUAAUAAUGUUCGUCCAAAUAAUUUUGUACAAAUUAAAUGAUGAAAUAUUGAAGGGCAUCAUUCCCAUCAGCGACUUGACCAGAAUGUAUACUAUCACUAUGGAGAGCCUAAUAGUCAUAAACAGAUUCAUUGUCGGAGCAUCAGUCCUCAUUAAUAUUAUAAUAAGAAACCUGUCUUCUAUCAUAUAUUUGUUGUAUCAUUAUAUUUUAUUUAAAGGCCUGUUCGUUAAUGUCAAUGUGCACCGUUUUUUCCCGAUUCUUGACGUAUCGAUGAGAUUGUUCGACAUCGUCAUAUUGUACUACCUUUGUCAGACCACUGAAAAUGAGGUAACAGCUCUUACUAGCUGGAAGACUACGGCUAAUUUUAUGGUUUGGGACCAGAAGACUAGAAGAGUUAUGUUAUAA